Molecule: messenger RNA, 1910 nt
Organism: Eucalyptus grandis
Lineage: Eukaryota; Viridiplantae; Streptophyta; Magnoliopsida; Myrtales; Myrtaceae
Product: proline-rich receptor-like protein kinase PERK1
Biological process (GO): protein phosphorylation
Molecular function (GO): ATP binding; protein kinase activity
Source: RefSeq, a predicted model, not a curated record
CUCCUGCUAGCCCAGCUCAGCCUUUUCAACCCAAUGUUGCUCCAUCAAUUGACAAAGUUACAAAUUGGCCAAAGCCUACUCCUCCGCCUCGAAUUUUGUCAAGUCACCAAGGUCCGACUUCUUCUGAACAAUUCUCAACAACAGAUAUGGGUUCAGCAAGACCUUCGAUGCUAUCUCCCGGCAUGGCAUUAAUUCUUUCUCAGAGUACAUUCACGUAUGAAGAGCUAAAAAUAGCAACAGAUGGUUUCUCCAAUGUCAACCUACUCGGGCAAGGUGGUUUUGGCUAUGUUCAUAAGGGAAUGCUUUCGAGUGGGAAAGUAGUUGCAAUCAAGCAGUUAAAAGCUGGAAGUGGACAAGGGGAGAGAGAAUUUCAAGCAGAGGUUGACAUCAUCAGCCGCAUCCAUCACAGACACCUUGUUUCCCUUGUUGGUUACUGCAUUUCUGGUGCUCAGAGAAUUCUUGUAUAUGAGUUUGUUCCAAAUGGCACGCUGGAAUUUCAUUUGCACGGGAAGGAUCGCCCAACUAUGGCUUGGCCUAGGAGAAUGAAGAUUGCUUUAGGUUGCAAGGGGCUGGCAUAUUUGCAUGAGGACUGUAAUCCCAAAAUUAUUCACCGUGACAUCAAGGCUUCUAAUAUUCUUCUAGACGUCAAUUUUGAGGCAAGGGUUGCAGAUUUUGGACUUGCAAAGAUUGCUUUUGAUACAGAUACUCAUGUAUCGACUCGAGUAAUGGGAACUUUCGGCUACCUGGCUCCGGAGUAUGCCUCCAGUGGGAAGCUUACUGACAAAUCGGAUGUCUUUUCUUUUGGAGUUGUGCUUCUAGAGUUGAUAACCGGGCGUCGUCCAAUUGACAAGAGUCGACCCUUUGUUGAAGAUAGCAUGGUUGAUUGGGCAAGGCCUUUGCUCACACAAGCCUUAGAAGAUGUCAAAUUUGAUGCCAUUGUUGAUCCAAAAUUGCACAAGGAUUACGAUACCGAGGAAAUGACUCGGAUGAUUGCUUGUGCUGCUGCUUGCGUUCGUCAUUCUGCACGACACCGUCCGCGAAUGACACAGGUCGUUCGAGCAUUGGAAGGAAACCUCUCUCUGAGUGAUUUAAAUGAAGGAAUUGUGCCCGGACAUAGCAGAGCAUAUAGUCCUUAUGGAAGCUCAGAUUAUGACACCAGUCAAUAUCAGGAGGAUUUAAAGAAAUUUAGGAUGAUGGCCUUGGAAAGCCAAGAACAAGCCACAAGCGAGUUUAGUGGCCCCACUAGUGAGUAUGGCCUUCAUCCAUCCAGCUCAAGCAGUGGGUUUCAACAGACUACCCAAGAGAUGGACUUGGGGAAAAUGGCAGAGGAUGGUCGUCAUGCUAAUGAAGGCUCGUAAUAUUAAUAUUAUCUGGGAGGCUAGGCCCUAAUUCCACAGUUCCACGGUAUGUCUGCAAGAUUCGUGCUUCGAGGAGAAACAUCUUCCGGAAGAAGAAAGUUCAUGCUCUGCUUUGGCCUGUGGCUGCAUGGUGUGAGUUGUUACUUGUAGAUUGAAAUGGAUUAGAUUUGGGAAAGGCAAAAGGUACAUCAGGUGUCAGUACGUUUGUGUUGCUGAUUUGAGUAGUAUAGCUUGAGGUAUUUUAAAGAUUGUCGUCACUGCUAGAGAAAUGUAUAAGAAAGGAAGGACGAAAAAGUAGGAGGCUCGAAAGUUGGGAAGCAAUGGCGGAUCCGGUUCAAUUUAUUACCCUCAGAUGAGUUUCUAUGAUUGUCAUCAGCUCGUACUCUUCCCAUUACUUUCUCGAAGAAUGAAUCUGCAAAAUUUGGUUAAUCCAAAUUGCUAUAGUUGCUUAAAUUCUUUACAUGCUGGUCCAAAUCAAUGUGAUAAUUUAUGUGGAUUUUUGUAGACCCGUUAAAUGAGUGGAUUGGAUCGAAAAUGGUCCUAUUUAUUUAA